CCCUCCCCCGGCUGCGUGCAUUUCAUACCAGCCUCAUUCCUCGCAUUCCUGCCUUGCUCCUGCCACACGCCGCCCGGGGGGUGGGAGCGGCCCGGCCCCCUCCCGGAGCCUCCAGCGCCCCCCUCCGCUCGCCAGUAAGUCCCGGAGCUGAAGGCGGAAAAGGGGAAGCGGAUUUGAAGCCGGUUCCUCCGCAUGUAGGGAACAAGCGCCGGUCUCGACUCUCCAGAGGAACUGAGCUAUAAUUAGAGUGUCCCUUAGGAUUUCUGAGCAUCCUUCCACUCUGGUUUUGUGGCUGCUUCUCCAAUUGGCGCCUUGGAGUUUCUAGCUGGCACCAUUACCUCCAACGAGUGGAGUUCUCCCACCUCCCCUGAGGGGAGCAACGACUCAGGGGGCAGUGAGGCCUUGGACAAGCCCAUCGACAAUGAUGCCGAGGGUGUGUGGAGUCCGGACAUUGAGCAGAGCUUCCAGGAAGCGCUAGCCAUCUACCCGCCAUGCGGACGGCGGAAGAUCAUCCUGUCGGACGAAGGCAAGAUGUACGGCCGAAAUGAGCUGAUUGCCCGCUAUAUUAAACUGAGAACAGGGAAAACGCGCACAAGGAAACAGGUGUCUAGUCACAUCCAGGUGCUGGCGCGUCGGAAAGCCCGGGAGAUCCAAGCCAAGCUAAAGGAUCAGGCAGCUAAAGAUAAAGCCAUGCAGAGUAUGGCUACAAUGUCAUCUGCCCAGAUCAUCUCUGCAACCGCCUUCCACAGUAAAAUGGUAUUGCCUGGCCUCCCGCGACCAGCCUACCCUGCUGUGUCUGGGUUUUGGCAAGGAGCUUUGCCAGGCCAAGCUGGAUCCUCUCACGACGUGAAACCUUUUUCUCAACAAACCUAUGCUGUUCAAUCUCCACUCCCGUUACCAGGGUUUGAGUCUCCUGCUGGCCUCUCACCUUCCCCAUCGGCUCCACCUUGGCAGGGGCGAAGGGUUGCCAGCUCCAAACUUUGGAUGUUAGAAUUCUCUGCAUUCUUGGAACAACAACAAGACCAAGAUACAUAUAACAAGCACCUGUUUGUUCACAUUGGCCAGUCAAGCCCCAGCUACAGUGACCCCUACCUCGAGGCGGUGGACAUCCGGCAGAUCUAUGACAAGUUCCCUGAGAAGAAAGGGGGCCUGAAGGAGCUCUUUGAAAAGGGGCCACCCAAUGCCUUCUUCCUUGUAAAGUUCUGGGCUGAUUUGAACACCAACAUUGAAGAUGAAUCCAGAUCUUUCUAUGGUGUUUCCAGCCAAUACGAAAGCCCAGAAAACAUGAUCAUUACUUGCUCCACUAAAGUGUGCUCCUUCGGAAAGCAGGUGGUGGAGAAAGUGGAGACGGAGUAUGCUCACUAUGAAAAUGGACACUAUUCCUAUCGCAUCCACCGCUCCCCUCUAUGUGAAUACAUGAUUAAUUUCAUCCAUAAACUCAAACAUCUCCCAGAGAAAUACAUGAUGAACAGCGUGCUGGAGAACUUUACUAUUUUACAGGUUGUGACGAACAGGGACACUCAAGAGACCUUGCUGUGCAUAGCGUAUGUUUUUGAGGUGUCAGCUAGUGAACAUGGUGCCCAGCAUCACAUCUACCGGCUGGUGAAGGACUAGAGAUUCUCUGCCCAGGAACUGCCUCCAUGAAUGUAUAUCUGAGGGAAACGCCCGUGCCUAACCCCCAAUACCAAUCCGAAAAAUAAACUGCAGACAUGGUGUAUUUUCA
Chelonia mydas (Green sea turtle) is the source of this 1723-nucleotide messenger RNA. It is a transcript of the gene TEAD4, whose product is annotated as TEA domain transcription factor 4. The record is from RefSeq and is a predicted model, not a curated record. NCBI's taxonomy places the organism in Eukaryota, Metazoa, Chordata, Testudines, Cheloniidae. The coding region runs from base 532 to 1614 and encodes 360 amino acids. Gene Ontology annotation, biological process: embryonic organ development; regulation of transcription by RNA polymerase II; hippo signaling. Gene Ontology annotation, molecular function: RNA polymerase II cis-regulatory region sequence-specific DNA binding; DNA-binding transcription factor activity, RNA polymerase II-specific. Gene Ontology annotation, cellular component: transcription regulator complex. The transcript has 14 exons.